AUGACAUCUUCUAUGGUCUCUUCCAUGGUUCUCUUUCUCCUUCUUCUUCUUGUGUUUCCGCACAUCGAUAAAGCCCUUGGCGCACAAGAGGAAACCCAGAAACAAAGUGAGUCUUUUCGUCUUUUAGAUGAUCGGAGGUCAUUAGUAUCAAUUUACGUGCAGAAGAGACUUAUCAUCCUGAUCAAAGGGGGGGGAUUGGUGGUUUAUUUAGAAAAUUUCAUGGGAAAUGUCCAAAAAAAAUUCCCGCCUGUAAGGGAAAUAUCAAUUUACCUUCUCCUCCGCCCAAACUUUUGUAGAGUUAAAUCUCCUCCAAGGCCCCACAGGUCUUUCAAAGGCACAUUCGAACCUGAUCAUUGA
This is a messenger RNA of Thlaspi arvense, 357 nucleotides long. Lineage: Eukaryota; Viridiplantae; Streptophyta; Magnoliopsida; Brassicales; Brassicaceae. The record is from the annotation of a GenBank genome assembly.